GCGGACACUUUUCCCGUCUUUGUCCUAGCUCGAAAGUCCAACUCCAUUUUUGACCUGCCAUGGUUGCUUCCUCCUCCAGGCUGUGUGUGCGGUUGUCUGGAUCUGUGCCCGAUGUUGGUGGCCCAAGGGGUGCUUGUGAAGAGUCUGGCAGCGGUAAGGGCCCCUCAGGCUGUUGCCGAGGGUGCAUCAGGUCUUGCCAAUGGGGUGGCAGUUGUUGUUGCCCUCUUAGCUGUUUUGGACGCUGUUCUUGGGGUUGCUGCAGCUGCCAGUGGUGCUGCUGUAGCUGGGACCGCAAUUGUUGUUAUUGGUGUAGUUACUGGUUCUGCUCUGACAGCAUGUGAAGUUGCUGAAGGUGCUGUUGUUGCUGUUGUUGCUGUUGUUGCUGUUGCUGCUAUUGCAGCUGAUGAUAUUGCUGUGACAAUAACAGUUGUUGCCCUGCCUGUUGCUCAAGGUUGUGCUGUUUUUGUAUGUGGAUUUGCGGCUGCAUCUGCUGUUGCUGUUGCAGCAGCAGCAGCAGCAGGUGGUGUUGGCUCUGGUCUUGCUGAAGAACCUGCUGCUGCUGGCAGUUUUGGGUGUGGUCUUCUUGCAACUGGCCCGAAUUUUGGUGCGGCUUAUGGAGCUGCAGGUGCUGUUGAGCCUGUUGUAGCUGCUGGUGUUGUUUUUGCAGCAGAAGGUGCUGCUGUUGCAGCUGCUGGCGCUGUGGAGAGAGGUCCUGCUGCGUCAGUAGCCAACCUGCUGCAUCUGGUCUUCAUGCUUCCGCUGCUGCUGCCGCUGGCACUGGUCUUCCUGCAUCUGCUGCAGCAGCAACUGACGCAUCUGGUCUUCCUGCAUCUGCAGCUGCUGCUGCAGCUGAUCCUCCUGCAUCUGCUGCUGCUGCUGCUGCAUCUGGUCCUGUUGGGACCCGUGUUGUUGCUGCAGACCCGGGUCUUGCAGCAGCAGUAACUGUUGUGGCUGGGGUCAUACCAUUCCCAGUGGGACCUGUGAACUAGGAAUAGCAGCAUUAUAAU
This is a messenger RNA of Chara braunii, 1007 nucleotides long. The record is from the annotation of a GenBank genome assembly. NCBI's taxonomy places the organism in Eukaryota, Viridiplantae, Streptophyta, Charophyceae, Charales, Characeae.